ACCAAUGACAGCCAGCUUUCCGUCAGCGUAGUAUUUUCUAAAAAUUAUCUAAAGUAAAGAGUUAUUAUUGUAUUUCUAGAGUUUAUACAUAGUGUAUUUUUAUAUCUAAAUUAUAUCUAAUAUGUUAAAUUCAUGUACAAAGUGUUAGCGUGUGAAUAAAAGUGUAUGUGAAUGUUGAGACUCCAUUCUACAAUGAAAGAUGUCGUAUUAUUGGUGUGUGUACAGUCGCACCAAACGAAAGUGACUAGUUGACCGUGUGUUAUACGGUGCUUAUUGAAACAUUCGACUGGCAUUAAAAUGGCGCAGACGGUGAGGCGAGCGAUCGAGGGCAGAUACCCGUCCUGUUACAUACCUAGUAGGAUAAAAGAGAGGAGAGCAAAGGCUCGGGCUUUGAGGUUAGAACAACAGCGGAAGCCGGACAAACCGGAGGACUUUGUAUGCUACUCGGACAGUGACAGCGAGGAAGAAACACCAACACAGCAACAUAGGAUAUUGUCAACUUCUUAUAAUUUUGUCGACUAUGUACGCUCUAGAGAAAUGCAGACGUCGGAGCCACGUUCAGUGGAGCCGUCAUACGCGACGCGACACAUGCUCACACACGACAUGUUCCGGGAGACGCCCAUCAACCUGGGCAACAUGAACAAGGUGUUCUGCUCGCAGUGGCUGUCCGACAGACAGGUGGUCUUCGGCACCAAGUGUAAUAAGCUAAUGGUGUACGACGUUCGUCGACGGACGCUGGACGCGAUCCCGACGCUGCGGCCGCGGGCGCCGUGGGCGGGCGCCGACCAGCAGACCGGCAUACACGCGCUGCAGAUCAACCCCUCCAGAACGUUACUAGCGACAGGUGCGCGUAACUCGUGUGAGCUAGCGAUAUACAGCCUGCCGACGCUAGACCCCGUCUGUGUCGGGGAGGCACAUAAAGACUGGAUCCUAGACAUGUGUUGGCUAGACGACGAGUUCGUGGUGACAGGCUCCCGCGACUCCAAGCUGGCGCUGUGGCGGGCACCAGCAGCCCCGCCCACCCAGGCCAUGCACCACUAUGUACCGCCUGUCUGUGUCAAGGAGUGUCGCUCCGGUCAGAAAGUCCGCGCGCUUACGUUCAAUCAGCGUUGGCGCGAGAUCGCGGCGCUGACGCUCAACGGAUACAUACACGUGUUCAACGCAGAGACCUUCCGACAGACACUGUCUAGGAAACUACCCUCGUGUCAGGAUCUAGUGUGUUUGGCUACACAGGAAAGUGGUGUAUAUGCAAUCGGCUGCAAAUCCUACACGCUACUACUAGACUGCCGUACUUUGCAAUCAGUUAAGAAGAUCACAUCUCGCUACAAUGGAUGCGGCAUCCGCUCUGCCAGCUUCCGAGGCAAUAUGCUUACUAUCGGCACUGGAUUAGGUCUACUAAUGUUCUACGAUCUACGCGCAGGCAAAUACUUAGAGAGUAAUAUUCAUUCUACCAAAACUGUCACACUGAAAGCUUCACGAGGUUAUGUGUUCCCCGACGAGGAAGCGGACGGCUUCAACCAAGUGAAGCACGUACCCGCCAUCUACACGCACUGCUACGACGACAGCGGUACUCGCAUCUUCACCGCCGGCGGACCCCUGCCAGCCACCCUCAUCGGCAACUACGCCGGACUCUGGCAGUAGCCCCCCCAACAUCUUCACCGCCGGCGGACCCCUGCCAGCCACCCUCAUCGGCAACUACGCCGGACUCUGGCAGUAGCCCCCCCCCAACAUCUUCACCGCCGGCGGACCCCUGCCAGCCACCCUCAUCGGCAACUACGCCGGACUCUGGCAGUAGCCCCCCCCCCAACAUCUUCACCGCCGGCGGACCCCUGCCAGCCACCCUCAUCGGCAACUACGCCGGACUCUGGCAGUAGCCCCCCCCAACAUCUUCACCGCCGGCGGACCCCUGCCAGCCACCCUCAUCGGCAACUACGCCGGACUCUGGCAGUAGCCCCCCCCAACAUCUUCACCGCCGGCGGACCCCUGCCAGCCACCCUCAUCGGCAACUACGCCGGACUCUGGCAGUAGCCCCCCCCAACAUCUUCACCGCCGGCGGACCCCUGCUAGCCACCCUCAUCGGCAACUACGCCGGACUCUGGCAGUAGCCCACCCAACAGACCCCCAGCUCGCGAGAUUAGGCCUCCCAAAUGUUGAUACACAACCCCUGAAAAUUUGGAACGUGAUUACCUAAUGUUUGAAAAGAAAUGAGAAUUGAGUUUAUGAGAAAUUAUUCAUUCACACGAAUUCGGCAGGAAAACUUGUCCCCCUAAUAAUUUUGAAUAUGAAAUUAGUAAGGGUAGCUUUAUGCCAUUGGUCUAUUAGAUUUGGACCCAUGUAGCUUUAUGCUAUGUAACUCAUAAUUCGCAUAUCAAAAAUUGAAUAAAAAUGCUAUUCUUUUUAUUACUGAAAUUAAACAAAAAUAAAAAAAUUGCUUUAAAAACUGAGUGAAAACUAACAAAAAAAUCUUAUGAUAAAUUAUUUAAUACAUAUAAUGUAGUGUUUUCCACUGCAGAGUCUAAAUAGGUGACUAGUGUUGUCCGAUUUCAAUAUCGAUAUUUUUGUCGAGGCUUAAAAUGUCUUAACGUCUUAAUCGAGAAUACAAUUAUUUUCAUCCAUCCAUCUGGGUCCUAUAAAUUAAAUUAGGGUUUCCACCACUGAAACAAUGAUUUUACAACAUGUAAAUCACAAAAUAUACUACGUUAUUUCUUACAAAACACUUUCAAUGAUAGACCCACUUAAAAAGCGUUAUAAUUGUAAUGAUGAUCGAGAUACGACUAAAUAAAAAGCUGUGUGUGAUGUCUUGUAUCAAAUAAGAUACAUAUUUAAUUUUGUACUAUUAGUCUAAUACUUUUAAAAUUAUGUCCUAAAUGAAGUUGGAAGGAAAAAUAUCGAAAUUAGAACUUCCACAGAGGUUUAUAAAAACACUCGAUUUUAAUUAUAUCUUCGUUUUAAAAUGGAAUACGGGAUGUAUUUUAAAUGCUUGAAUUUUAACUAUUAGGUUAAUUUAGGCGAGUAUAGUUUAUAUAGUAAAAUGGAUUAUAGCGUAGAUGUGUACGGAAUUGUGUAUGCAUAGCAAUAAUAUGAGGAAAUACGAAAGUGCAAAAUUAUUCGAUUUGUGAAACUUGACUUGUUACAGAGUGCAAUAGAAAUGAUUAUAUCAACGAUCAAACGAGGGAUUUACGUUCAACUAAACGCGAAAUUUAAUAAAAAAAGAUAGAACACAAUUUGUUGAUGGAUAAUUUAUUUACUUUUAUUUUAAUGCGUGAAUUGGAUUGUUACAUAAUAGAUAACGCUAUUUUUUAAAUUGUUUCGUAAUUUUUAUUUUGACAUAUUAAAAUGUUAAUUUAUACAAAUAAUUUCUUGCGGCAAAUAUGUAUUAUUUAAAGUUGGUAAGUCACAAAAAUGCGCGAAUGAUGUAAUUAAUUUGCCGUGAAUGUAAAUUGCGCUAUAAUUUAUCUGGAUAAUAUUAUAGAAUGAACAGAUUAGAUAUCGAUAUUUUUUUAGCCAAGAAAGCCUUGCACAUCACUAGUAGUCGAAUGGUGAAAACUAAUAUUGUUGAAUGACUAUUUAACCUGCUUUGAUAAACUUACCUCAAAUAAAUAUAAAUAUCGAAAGCCCUGAUCUCACCAAUAACCAUAAGGGUUUCUUUUACAUAAAAAUAUUGCCACAUUUCCACUCUUGGCGAAAAAACUAUCGAUUACAGAUUGGUCUCGGCUCGACUCGGUCUUGGUAUUGCCUUUAAACUGUGUACUUCAAAACACCAUAUAAGAUAUUGAUGUUAUGAUGUCACUUCGCGAUUCAAAGCCGCAUGUACCUCAGUAAUCGUGUAGACGAAACGGGACGACCUGUAUAUACUUUAGAUAUACAUUUAUUAUUGUAAUAUUACUUCAUUCAUUUAAAAAAUAUUUUUACAUUAUUUUCAUAUGAUAUGUGAUUGUAAAUUAGUUUAGUUUUUAGUAAUAUCGAACAUUGUCGUCAGUGUUUACUUUUGUAUAGCUAAAUGUUUUAGUAUAGAUUAUAAAUAAUGUGGUUUAUUGUUUGUAAGCCGUCCCGUUUUCACGGAUACAUAGUUACAAACGUCUAUAGUAAAUAUCUCUUACUAAAACCCCCAUACAUUAUAUUAAAAUGAGAUUUAAAAAAUGCGGCAAAAAAAUGUAACCGUGGGGUCAUAAGACAUAAGUACUAUAGAGUAUUAAAGUAGAAACUAAUUUGAUAGAGUUAACGCGAUAUCCAUAAUAUUAGUCUGUAAUUUAUGGACUGUGUGUCCGUGUGUUUUUACAUAUAAUUUCUUACUAAAUAAUCCAUUAAAGUGGAAAUUGUGACGAGUAAAAGACUUGAGUAUGCUGA
Molecule: messenger RNA, 4347 nt
Organism: Helicoverpa zea (corn earworm)
Lineage: Eukaryota; Metazoa; Arthropoda; Insecta; Lepidoptera; Noctuidae
Gene: DCAF12
Product: DDB1- and CUL4-associated factor 12 homolog
Exons: 10
Coding region: 298-1641 (447 amino acids)
Cellular component (GO): Cul4-RING E3 ubiquitin ligase complex
Molecular function (GO): protein binding
Source: RefSeq, a predicted model, not a curated record